AUGACCAUAUUUAUACCAAUUGCUGUCGCUGUCGUUUUGAUCUACCUGGCAACGUGGAUACCCACACUUCGGACGUAUAGAAGGCAUUGGGAGUAUGGAAAUAAGAUGCCGGGACCCCCUGCACAUCCAAUCUUUGGAAACCUCAAACCUAUCAUCGGGCUUAGUACUGAAGACCUCCCAUUCCUAUUCAAAAAGUGGGCAGAAGAGCAACGAGACAAGGGACACUCUAUCAUGAGGGUUAUAAUGAAAGGUGUUGUCUACGUAUGGCCAUUGAACGGAAAGGCGGCCGCUGCGAUUAUAGAUUCAACGACUGAAACGAAUAAAGGAGAUGACUAUCGAUUUUUUAGUCCGUGGCUUGGAGGUGGUCUGCUUUUGGAGGGAUUCGGUGAGAGGUGGAAAAGCCAUCGGAGAAUGUUGACGCCGGCGUUUCAUUUUGCAAAGUUGGACGGGUACUUUGAGGUCUUCAAUAAUGAGGCAAAGAUCCUCAUUGACCUCCUCAGUGAUUUCUCUGAUUCUGAAGAAACCGUGGACAUAUUCCCUUAUAUAAAGAGAUGUGCGUUGGAUAUUAUUUGUGAAGCAGCAAUGGGAAUCAAGAUCGACGCUCAACUCAAUCAUGACCAUAAGUACUUGCAAGCUGUGGAGGGAUUCAAUAAGAUUGGAGUCCUGGUAUCAUUCAACCCUCACUUGAAGAACCCUUUCAUUUUCUGGGCUCUUGGAUACAAGGCUCAAUAUGAUGAUUACCUGAAUACCCUCAAGAGUUUAUCAGAAAAAGUAAUCGAGGAACGACGGGCCGCCCAUGAAUCAGGAGAGGUUGAAAUGGAGACUUCCAAGCGGAUGAUGAAUUUCCUGGAUAUUAUGCUAAGCAUGGAAGAGUCUAACCAGUUGACUUCAGAAGACAUCCGACAGGAAGUUGACACCUUCAUGUUUGCUGGACAUGACACUACGACGUCUUCUACUAGCUGGGCUUGUUGGAACUUGGCACAUCAUCAGGAUAUUCAAGAGAAGGUUUAUCAGGAGAUGCUGGAGGUGUUUGGAGAGGAUACGAGUAGUGAUAUCACUUUGGAGGCGUUGGGAAAACUCAACUAUUGUGAUAGGGUUCUGAAGGAAUCGAAGAGGAUUAUUGCACCGGUUCCAGCGUUGCAGAGGAAGCUGACUAAUGAUUUGGUUAUGGACGGCUACACAGUACCAGCUGGUGGCAACAUCACCCUCUCCCCAAUGGUCCUCCACAGUAACCAUCUCAUCUUCAAAAACCCCGAGAAGUUCGAUCCAGACCGAUUCCUGCCCGAUGAAGUCGCCAAACGACACCCCUACGAUUUCAUGCCUUUCCUAGCGGGACCCCGGAAUUGUAUCGGUCAAAAAUUCGCGCAACUCAAUGAGAAAGUCAUGUUGUCCCAUAUCAUAAGAAAUUUCCGUCUGGAGCCACGUCUCGGGUAUAACGAGACGAAACCGUGUCUGGAAGUGGUGACGAAGCCGUCGAAGGGAAUACCGGUCCGCUUAAUUCGCAGGAACUAG
Messenger RNA from Caenorhabditis remanei, 1512 nucleotides. RefSeq lists its product as uncharacterized. The transcript is spliced from 5 exons. Lineage: Eukaryota; Metazoa; Nematoda; Chromadorea; Rhabditida; Rhabditidae. Bases 1 to 1512 code for a protein of 503 amino acids. The record is from RefSeq and is a predicted model, not a curated record. Gene Ontology annotation, molecular function: monooxygenase activity; heme binding; oxidoreductase activity, acting on paired donors, with incorporation or reduction of molecular oxygen.